AUGGCGUCCCAGCUCCGCGCCCUGCCGGCCUACGUGCUGGUCGUCGAGUACUUCCUGGGCGGGAUCCCGCGCCUCUCGCCGGUCCCGCUGCGCGCGCUGCACGAGCGGAUCCGCGACAAGUCGCGGCGGACGGCGCCGCACCUGCGCCCCGUGUUCCCGUUCCCGCCCCGGGGCGGAAGCGACGCUGACGUCAGGCACCAGAUGCGGUGCAUCGGCGCCCUCAUGGUCGCGACCGGCCUGCUCCUGGCGCUGCCCGCCACCAGGGGCAGCCCCGUCACCCUCGCCCUCGAGUGCUUCCUCACCGGCGCCGGCGCCUGGAGCCAGAUGCGCGCCGGCCUGGUCUACUGGCUGCCAUGCGUCAACUUCGUGCUGGCGUGGGUGGUGUGGGCGAUGGAGAGGCGAUAG
Molecule: messenger RNA, 405 nt
Organism: Neoarthrinium moseri
Lineage: Eukaryota; Fungi; Ascomycota; Sordariomycetes; Amphisphaeriales; Apiosporaceae
Exons: 1
Coding region: 1-405 (134 amino acids)
Source: RefSeq, a predicted model, not a curated record